AUGGCUCUGUGCUACCCUAUCACCAUGGGCCUCAACAAGGGCCACAAGGUGAUCAAGAACAAGAACGAGCUAAGACACAGCCACCACUAUGGGCAUCUCACCAAGCACACCAAGUUCAUGCAGAACAUGAUCCGAGAGGUGCAGCACACAGCUUCGCCCCAUAGAACUGAGUGGUGAGCCCUGGAGUUGCUCAAGGUCUCCUAGGUCAAGCAUACCCUCAAGUUCAUCAAGAAAAGGGGAGGGACACACAACAGUACCAAGAGGAAGAGAGAGGUACUGAGCAAUGUCCUGGCAGCCAUGAGGAAAGCAGCAGCCAAGAAGGACUGA
This is a messenger RNA of Hyaena hyaena (striped hyena), 327 nucleotides long. RefSeq names its product 60S ribosomal protein L36-like. The record is from RefSeq and is a predicted model, not a curated record. NCBI's taxonomy places the organism in Eukaryota, Metazoa, Chordata, Mammalia, Carnivora, Hyaenidae. The transcript has a single exon. Gene Ontology annotation, biological process: cytoplasmic translation. Gene Ontology annotation, molecular function: structural constituent of ribosome. Gene Ontology annotation, cellular component: cytosolic large ribosomal subunit; ribosome.